UGUUUGUUUGGGAUUCGUGUGGGUAGAAGAUUUGGGGGGUAAGGAAAGACUGCUGCGAAGGAGGAAGAAGAGAACGCAGCAGCUUCUCCCUGACUGAGCAGUCACCAAUCCAUAACAGAACUGAGAGGCAGCGAUAGAGAAUUAGAGAGAGGGAGUGGAGAUUAUGGCAUCGUUGUGUCUUUCGGUGCCUAUCGCUUCAAAUUCGAGAGCAGUUGCUUCAUCAGCAACAUCGAUGUCGUCAGUGAAUUAUUGCGUCGUCUCGCCGAUGCUAGGUCGAUGCACUCUUGUUUCUAUGCCAUUGAUGGUAUCUCGAAGGAGAGUGAUGAGCUCCCAUAGGAAUCAGGUUGUUUGCAUGGCUCCCGAAGAAGAGAAGAUGACUCGACGCUCUCCUCUCGAUUUCCCCAUCGAGUGGGAGAGGCCAAAGCCUGGGCGUAGACCUGAUAUAUUCCCCCAAUUCAGUCCAAUGAAAACACCACUACCUCCUCCAUUGCCUGCAGAUCCUCCUGAAGAAGACGAGGAAGAGGAAGAAAAGAAAGAGGAAGAAGAGGAGGAUCCUGAGAAGGAUGAUCCUGAUAAUCCAGAAAAACAGUGAUGUAAUUCAGAGUGGUCAGGUUGGGAUCUUCUUCAUCAUCAAUUACUCAAUGUGACAUUUGCAGAGGGUAAUAGGUGGUGCUGAAUGUAUAAGAGAAUGUCAUUUUUGGUGUCUCAAGGCUAAAAUUUUAGAGGCUAUAGGUUGCUGCACUGUUCAGCUAGGUUUUUUCUUUCCUCCUUUGAAAACGAGGUGACCAACUUCGUAGUGGUUUUUGUUCUCUUGUAGCUGUGUUUUAGAAAGUAAUUUAUGAUACAUUCAAAGUAUUAUGAAAUACAGUUACCUGUCAGUGACUCCGUGUACAAUUGUACGGAUUUCUGCAGGCUUGGAGAUUAGAUUAACUCUUGUA
Telopea speciosissima is the source of this 938-nucleotide messenger RNA. RefSeq lists its product as uncharacterized. NCBI's taxonomy places the organism in Eukaryota, Viridiplantae, Streptophyta, Magnoliopsida, Proteales, Proteaceae. Bases 164 to 592 code for a protein of 142 amino acids. The transcript is spliced from 2 exons. The record is from RefSeq and is a predicted model, not a curated record.